AUGAGCUAAUCUUUUAGCUGUACCUUAUACAUGUAAGAAGGGUAUUGGCGCGUUGUGUCUUGUCUGUGUCUGUCAAAUGCUUUUACCCUCUUUUAGUUUACUUGUUGAUCUUCCACUUAAAUCUCAAAACCUUAAAAACCCAGAAUUUCUAGUUCAUUACCGAAUCCCAGGAGUCAGAUCCUUGUUGGAUUCUUGUGAAAUUCUGAUGCUGCUUCCCUAUAGCUCUGAAACCUGAAGCUAGCAACUUUAUUUCAUGUUUUUCCCAACAAUGGCAUCUCUUUCACAGUCGACUAGCUUCCUCAUCAUCAUCAUCUUCGUCUUUUCAUUCAUUCUCAUCCCAACCACACAUGCCAUUCCCUUCAUCGUAUUGCACGGCAUUGGUGAUAAAUGCAGUAACCGAGGAAUCACUCAAUUCACUGAGCUUCUAAGCGACUGGUCUAAUUCUCAAGGCUAUUGUUUGGAAAUUGGACAUGGAUCAUGGGAUUCAUGGACUAUGCCCCUUUCUGAACAGACGUCAAUUGCUUGUGAGAAGGUGAAGAACAUGAGUGAACUUGGUGAGGGUUACAACAUAAUUGGACUCUCUCAGGGUAACCUGAUUGGUCGAGGGAUUAUUGAAUUUUGUGAUGGAGGACCCCCUGUCAGGAAUUUCAUAUCAUUGGGAGGGCCCCAUGCUGGUACUGCUUCAAUUCCAUUUUGUGGAUCUGCUCUGAUAUGCAUACUUCUGGAUAGUUUACUCAAGUUGGAAAUCUAUAGCAACUAUGUUCAGGAACAUUUGGCUCCCAGUGGUUACCUUAAAAUUCCAACAGCCAUGACUGACUAUCUUGAAGGAUGUAGAUUCCUCCCAAAACUCAACAAUGAAAUCAAUGGUACGAGAAAUUCCACUUACGUGGAACGGUUUGCCAGUUUACAGAAUCUGGUGCUUAUAAUGUUUGAGGAUGAUACAGUUUUGAUACCCAAGGAAACAUCCUGGUUUGGUUAUUAUCCGUAUGGAGUCUUUGAUCCUAUAUUGCCUGCACAAGAGACCAAGCUGUACAAGGAAGAUUGGAUUGGUUUGAAAAGCUUAGAUGAAGCAGGAAAAGUUAAGUUCAUAAACGUGUCGGGCAAUCAUCUUCAAAUCUCGAAAAGUGACAUGAAGAAGUACAUGGUACCAUACUUGGAGGACCAAACAUCAACGGAGCAGACAGUGACAGAACCUUCAUCUUAUGAAUGGUUUUCAAGACUUUGGUACUUAUUUGAGGAUCUAAUUGGCCUCAAUGAGGAUCAAUCUUUGUUGCAUACCAUGUUCUAAACCAAUUGCCAUUGUCUUGUCUGAAUAAGAUGAAGAAAAAUACAGUAGGGGUUGCCCUGUCUGAAGUUUGUUGCAUACCAGGUUCUAAACCAAGUGCCAUUGUUUUGUCUGAACAAAAAGAAGUAAAGUACAUUAGGGGUUGGCCUGUCUGAAGCUGAUAUCCUAUUGUGUGAGAAUUUCCUACUCAAGAUGCAAUCCUUUAGCAAAUAUUGUGGGAUCAUUAGAUAAAUAUCACAUAUUUAGUAGUAAUUUU
Messenger RNA from Durio zibethinus, 1541 nucleotides. RefSeq lists its product as uncharacterized. Lineage: Eukaryota; Viridiplantae; Streptophyta; Magnoliopsida; Malvales; Malvaceae. Gene Ontology annotation, cellular component: intracellular membrane-bounded organelle. The record is from RefSeq and is a predicted model, not a curated record. Gene Ontology annotation, molecular function: thiolester hydrolase activity.